Molecule: messenger RNA, 1141 nt
Organism: Coffea eugenioides
Lineage: Eukaryota; Viridiplantae; Streptophyta; Magnoliopsida; Gentianales; Rubiaceae
Product: succinate dehydrogenase [ubiquinone] iron-sulfur subunit 2, mitochondrial-like
Exons: 2
Coding region: 38-883 (281 amino acids)
Biological process (GO): tricarboxylic acid cycle; respiratory electron transport chain; aerobic respiration
Cellular component (GO): mitochondrion
Molecular function (GO): 2 iron, 2 sulfur cluster binding; electron transfer activity
Source: RefSeq, a predicted model, not a curated record
UGAUUGUUGCUCCGCAACAUCUGAAUCAGCAGCUCCAAUGGCGACUGGAUUGGUCCGACGAGCAAUAGCUAGGGUUCAGUCGUCGGCUCCGGCGGCGAAACUGGUGAUAACCAGGGCCCACGCAUCGGAGGCCGAAGCCCAGCAAGCGGAACCUCAGGCCAAGAAGACUCACAGCCUGAAGACCUUCCAAAUCUACCGAUGGAACCCGGACAACCCCCAAAAGCCGGAGCUCAAAGAUUACCACAUCGACCUGAAGGAGUGUGGGCCCAUGGUGUUGGACGCCCUGAUUAAGAUCAAGAACGAGAUCGACCCAUCCCUGACCUUCCGCAGGUCUUGCCGGGAAGGGAUCUGUGGGUCCUGCGCCAUGAACAUCGACGGCUGCAAUGGCUUGGCUUGCUUGACUAAGAUUGAUUCUGAUGGGUCGUCUGGCACCACAAUCACGCCGCUUCCCCAUAUGUUUGUGAUUAAGGAUUUGGUGGUGGACAUGACCAACUUCUAUAAUCAGUACAAGUCCAUUGAGCCGUGGCUGAAGAGGAAGAGCUCCCCGCCCACGCCCGGGAAGGAGAUACCACAGUCCAAGAGGGAUAGGGCUAAGCUGGAUGGGAUGUAUGAAUGCAUUCUGUGUGCCUGCUGUAGCACUUCCUGCCCCAGUUACUGGUGGAACCCUGAGUCCUAUCUCGGCCCUGCAGCCCUCCUCCACGCCAACCGUUGGAUAAUGGACAGUCGUGAUGAAUACACCAAAGAACGUCUGGAUGCAGUGAACGAUGAGUUCAAGCUUUAUCGAUGCCAUACAAUUUUGAAUUGUGCCAGGGCCUGCCCAAAAGGACUGAAUCCUGGGAAGCAAAUCCAAAACAUCAAGAAACUUGAGCUUCUUGGUUCUUGAAAUGUAGAAAACAUAGUAUAUCUGUGCUGAUCUCUCCUGAGAUUAUUUUGAGGGACUCAGCUGAAGUUGUUUGAGAAAUAAUUCGAUGUGCAGUGUUUGUAAUAAUCUGCCAAUUCAAUUAGAUGUGCAUUGUACUUCAAACAUAGGAAGAUCUUUGUUUCAAAUAAAAAUUUUUUGUGUGGAACCACUAUAUCUCAUGUUAAACCGGUAUGUUUUCUGUCAUUUUCUUUUCCAAUACACUUUUUGCUUCUCUGUUGA